CGUCCACUCUCCUCGUCAUUUAUCUCCAAUCUCCCUCUGUUUUUCUUUUGUUUUUCCUUUCUUCUUUCUCUUUUCUUCCUUCACCUUCUUCCUUGCAUCAUCUGACCGCUGUAGAAGGAGGAGUGGCAACACACAUCAGUGUGAUCAUGUCGUCGAUUGCCCUCGAUCCCCUCCUUUAUCACUGUGCUAAAGCCAAACACAGGUUUCAUCAUCGUCCUAGAUUCAAUAUGCUCAAGCCUUGUUCCUUUACUUACUGUCCCAAUAAGCUUCUUUGUCAUGGCCGAAAGACCUUUGUCCAUUACAAUUCUUAUAGACUUCCUACUUUUAAAGCUACCACUACUAAUGCGCCUACAUUCCAAUCUACCGAUGUCUUGUUCAAGGAGACCUUUCCUCUCAAGCGCAACGAGAAGUUGGAGGGAAGGAUCUCUGUCAAACUAGCCCAGGGGAAGGACCACAAUAAAUGGGAGCUUACUGUAGGAUGUAACCUUGCUGGGAAAUGGAUUCUUCAUUGGGGGGUGUCCUUAAUCGACGAUAGUGGCAGCGAAUGGGAUCAACCUCCUAAAGAAAUGAUACCACCAGGUUCAAUAACCAUCAAAGAUUAUGCUAUUGAGACACCAUUGAAGAAAUCAUCCUCAUCCUCUUCGGGAGAUGUCGUUCAUGAAGUGAAGAUAGACCUUGCUCCCGACAAAACAAUUGCAGCUAUAAAUUUUGUUUUGAAGGAUGAAGAAACUGGAAUUUGGUAUCAGCACAAAGGGAGAGAUUUCAAGGUGCCUCUUUUAGACUACUGUGGUGAGGAUGGCAAUAUAGUUGGAGCUAAAAAGGGCUUGGGUUUAUGGCCUGGUAGGAGUGGGGCUUUGGGUCAGCUAUCCAACCUCCUUGUCAAAACAGAAACAAAUUCUAAAGAUCAAGGAAGCAGUAGUGAAUCUGGGGAUACGAAGGAGGAUAAGAAGUCUUUGGAAGGAUUCUAUGAAGAGCUGCCUAUUGUAAAGGAAGUUGCUGUUGAUAAUUCCAUCAGUGUUUCAGUUAAAAAGUGUCCUGAAACAACCAAAUAUCUUUUGUAUCUGGAAAGUGAUCUACCUGGAGAUGUUGUUGUUCACUGGGGAGCAUGCAGAGAUGAUACUAGGAAAUGGGAGAUUCCAGCUGCUCCUCACCCUCCAGAAACAACAGUAUUCAAGAACAAGGCCCUGCGUACGCUACUGCAGCCAAAAGAAGGGGGGAAGGGAUGUUCUGGUGUUUUUACCAUAGAAGAAGAUUUUGGAGGAUUUCUUUUUGUUCUCAAGCAGAAUGAGAACUCUUGGUUAAACUAUAAGGGAGAUGACUUUUACAUUCCCUUAUCAAGUUCUGGUAACUUGCCUGAUCAACAAAGAAAGAGCAAAUUAAAAGACAGCGGAGCAUCUAAAAAAUCUGGAGAAGAAUCUGAGGGAGUUUCUGUUACUGCUUAUACUGAUGGAAUUAUCAAGGAAAUAAGAAAUUUGGUUACUGACAUUUCUUCACAAAAGACUAAAAAGAAAAAAACCAAAGAAGCACAAGAAAACAUUCUUCAGGAAAUUGAAAAAUUGGCAGCGGAAGCCUACAGUAUCUUCAGAAGUUCUGCUCCAACUUUUACAGAAGAAAUAAUUGAGAUGCCUAAACCUGUAGAACCACCUGUGAGAAUAUCCUCUGGAACAGGUUCGGGUUUUGAAAUAUUGUGCCAAGGGUUUAAUUGGGAAUCUCACAAAUCUGGAAGAUGGUACAUGGAACUUAAAGAGAAAGCUGCAGAAUUAUCCUCCCUUGGUUUUACUGUGCUAUGGUUGCCACCUCCAACUGAAUCUGUGUCACCGGAGGGGUACAUGCCGAAGGACCUGUAUAAUUUAAAUUCCAGAUAUGGUAACAUUGAUGAGCUGAAGGAUGUUGUGAAGACGUUCCAUGAUGUCGGGAUAAAGGUUCUUGGUGAUGCUGUCCUAAAUCAUCGUUGUGCACAUUUUAAAAAUCAAAAUGGUAUUUGGAAUAUAUUUGGUGGUCGCUUAAAUUGGGAUGAUCGUGCAGUUGUUUCAGAUGAUCCACAUUUUCAGGGUAGGGGCAACAAAAGUAGCGGAGAUAACUUCCAUGCUGCGCCUAACAUUGAUCAUUCACAAGAUUUUGUGAGAAAUGAUAUUAAAGAAUGGUUAUGCUGGUUAAGAAAGGAAAUUGGGUAUGAUGGAUGGAGGCUUGAUUUUGUCAGAGGAUUCUGGGGUGGUUAUGUGAAGGAUUACUUGGAUGCAAGUGAACCUUACUUUGCUGUUGGUGAAUACUGGGAUUCCCUGAGCUAUACGUAUGGUGAGAUGGAUCAUAAUCAAGAUGCUCACAGGCAGAGGAUCGUUGAUUGGAUAAAUGCUACUAAUGGAACUGCUGGAGCAUUUGAUGUUACUACCAAAGGGAUCCUUCAUUCUGCACUUGAUAGAUGUGAAUAUUGGCGAUUAUCAGAUGAGAAAGGAAAGCCUCCCGGAGUCGUUGGAUGGUGGCCCUCUCGUGCUGUUACCUUUAUAGAGAAUCAUGACACUGGAUCUACUCAGGGUCAUUGGAGAUUUCCUGGUGGGAAGGAAAUGCAAGGAUAUGCUUACCUCCUGACUCAUCCUGGGACACCAUCAGUAUUCUAUGACCACAUUUUCUCCCACUACAAAUCUGAAAUUGCAGCACUUAUUUCUCUCAGAAAACGAAAUAAAGUUAACUGCCGGAGUGUAGUAAGUAUAGUGAACUUCUCUAAAAAAUUUGAAAGAAAAAUUAAAGAAAUUGACUACUUGAACUUUAUUUUCCUAACCCUUUCACCUUCUUCGGGAUGUUUUUUUUUUCUUUUUCACAUUUAUUGGAUAGAUAAUAAUAAUAGUAAUAGUAAAGGAAAGGACCUGAAAACAGAAUAUAUUCUUUUUCCUUUUUCUGUAUGAAGAAACUCAUUACUUCAUGGAAAGAAACGGAAAAAAGUAAUGUAAUUACAAAAGAAUUUCGAUUGUAAAGAACAACACCAUGAAGCUGUAUUCUGUAGAAAAAUACAUAGAAUUGAAGGCUGAAGAUUUAUCUUCAAAGUUUCUAACAUUCCUUUCCUUUCAUAUAUGCCACGAAAGGACCCUAAUCGCACAGCUUCAUAAAAUACAUUUCAGAUUGGACAUUCAUUAUAUAUCAAUCCAUCAUCCAUGGAGUUGAAAAAAUAAAUAUGCUAGUAUAGACUCCCGAUUCUUAUGCGUCGUGGUCAAUUCACUGGUAUAUCAUGAAGGCAAGUUUUUAGGCCUUGGCCAUAUGAUGAAUGGAAGCUAUAAAGUAGGAAGUCCAUGUAUAGACUGGAAUUACAAGCCCAUAGGUAUUAACACUGUUAGUUGGCUGUUUUUGGAAAAGUACUGGCAGUUGCUUUGACUCUACUUCUCUCUUUUCACUUUUUAGACCAUUGUAGUUCCGUAGUAAACAUUCAUUGGUCGCAAUACCACAAAAUCCUUUUGUCCUAUGCUAUUAUAGAUCAACAACAAAUAUAACUAUGCUUUUAUUACUUUGUAC
Molecule: messenger RNA, 3501 nt
Organism: Cucumis melo (muskmelon)
Lineage: Eukaryota; Viridiplantae; Streptophyta; Magnoliopsida; Cucurbitales; Cucurbitaceae
Product: alpha-amylase 3, chloroplastic
Exons: 12
Coding region: 147-2900 (917 amino acids)
Biological process (GO): carbohydrate metabolic process
Molecular function (GO): calcium ion binding; alpha-amylase activity
Source: RefSeq, a predicted model, not a curated record